AGACUACACAAAUCAUAUUUAUUUUAUUCAAACGUUCACAGCAUACUCAAUCUUGUUUGAUUAUUUAUUGUUUUUUCCUUCUCCCAUUGAUAGGAAAAAGGAUUUUAAGCUCUCUGCCCCAAUCAUCAAUAUUUAAAAAAUUAAAAUUAGCUACGAACUUCAUCGUUGUUCUAAAUGUAUUGUAGCUAACAGAUUUUUUUUGACAAUCCGUCCGGAGUUAUUGUUUGAUAAAUGAUCAGUAUGAGUCAGACUCAAUAGAAUUUGAUCAAUUCUAUUUUCUGUCGUUAAGUGGAAAACUGAAUCAAGAAUUCUCUUUCUUCAUCCUCCUCGAUCGAAUCACUGUUCGUGACCCAGGAUUCUAUUUUAUCAUCAAUCUGAUCCCGCUAAAUAGGAUUAGCGACGAAUUUGUCCGUCACAAAAUCCGUUUUUUUUUUAGUAGUGCAUUACUCAGUUGUUGUUCCAAUGGCUUCAACAGAUGCUCAAAUGGAGAAAAUGAAGAUCCGUCAAAACUAUCAGAAUCACUGGCACACCGAUCUCCUUCGCGCUCCGCAGUCAGAUCCUCUCUUUUGCUGUUUUUCGCUUUGGUGCGGUCCUUGUGCAUCGUACAUUCUCAGAAAACGAGCUCUAUACAAUGAUAUGUCAAGGUAUACAUGCUGCGGAGGCUAUAUGCCUUGUAGUGGCAGAUGUGGAGAAAGUCAUUGCCCUGAGUUAUGUCUUUGCACAGAGGUUUUUCUUUGCUUUGCAAAUUCAGUUGCCUCAACACGCUUUAUGUUGCAAGACGAGUUCAAUCUGCAGACAACAAAAUGCGAUAAUUGCAUAAUUGGAUUCAUGUUUUGCCUCCAGCAGGUAGCAUGUAUAUUCAGCUGCAUUGCUUGUAUUACAGGAAAUGACGAACUUCAAGAGGCUUCUCAGGUUCUGAACUGUUGCUCGGACAUGGUUUAUUGCACGGUUUGCAGCUGUAUGCAGACACAGCACAAGGUUGAAAUGAACAAAAGAGAUGGAAAGUUUGGAGCAAGGCCAACGGUAGCACCACCUGUUCAACAAAUGUCUCGUUUGGAUCAGCCUCUUCCUCCAACCAUUGCAUAUGCACCAACCCAAAACACCCAAUCAUACCCACCCCCACCCCAGCAACCUUAUGGCUACCCACCCCCACUACCCCAGCAACCCUAUGGAUACCCACCACCACCACAACAACCCCCCAUGUACCCUCCCCCACCACAGAAACAUAAUGGUUAUCCUCCAGCCAAUUAUGCUCCAAGCGGUGCUGGAUACCCCCCACCCGGUUAUCAACGGUGAAAUGUCACUACUAAAAAAGCAGGAAUUAGCGACAGACAAAUUUCGAAGCUAAACAGCAAAAUCCGUUGUUAAUCCUAUUUAGCGACGGGUUAUAAUAAAGUCUGUCACCUAUGAGAAAUUUAACAAUGGAUUACCGACGACAUUGGUAGCUAAUUCCCCUUUUUUUUCUUUUUUUUUUUGUGUGUGUGUGGUGUGUUAAACUUCAUCUUCUUUUUGAAAGAUUCAUUGAUCUCUGCAAUAAAAUUUGGCUACUAGUACAGCUUGUGGAACCUCAGUUGUUGUUGAAUUGUAAUUCUAACGAAAUAAAAUUUGUCAAGUUCGUAUUA
Lycium ferocissimum is the source of this 1622-nucleotide messenger RNA. RefSeq lists its product as uncharacterized. NCBI's taxonomy places the organism in Eukaryota, Viridiplantae, Streptophyta, Magnoliopsida, Solanales, Solanaceae. The record is from RefSeq and is a predicted model, not a curated record. Bases 463 to 1296 code for a protein of 277 amino acids. The transcript has 8 exons.